Messenger RNA from Colossoma macropomum (tambaqui), 3534 nucleotides. Its product is annotated as microfibrillar-associated protein 3-like. Lineage: Eukaryota; Metazoa; Chordata; Actinopteri; Characiformes; Serrasalmidae. The transcript is spliced from 5 exons. The record is from RefSeq and is a predicted model, not a curated record. Bases 208 to 1116 code for a protein of 302 amino acids.
GCCUGUCUGAAUACAGGUAGGGAAACCAGCUGUGUCUGUGGAGCAGGUCUGACUGGAACAGAAUUCCUGAACGAGGAAGUUCCUGCUGUGACGGCGUCUCAGGGCUGCAGAGGAAACAAACAGAGAGCAUGUCAUCGUGAAAGUGACCGCAGGCUCAUCAGAGAGUGGACAGACAGACAGACAGACGUGCCUUUACAGCUCUUCAGAAUGAUGGGGCUCAUCUAUCUCAAAGUCUGGGCCUUCAUGAUCUCUGUCCACACCAUCGGUCAGGCCUACGCUGAGGUGUCUGAGAUGAAGCCUGAAGAGCUGUCCGGUCUGCCGGCUCUGCUGGACAUUACAGUGCAGGAGGGCAGCAGUGUGGUGAUCCCGUGUAAUGUGAGCGGAGCUCCUGACCGCAUCAUGUGGUACAACUCCAGAGGACAUGUUCUGGGCGGAGAAGGGUCAGGUGGUAGGUGGAUGCUGGGGAAAGACAGGCUGAACAUCAGCUCAGUUUCCUUCGAGGAUCGUGGGAGAUACACCUGCGUGGCGUGGAGCUCAGCCGGCGUCUCGAACUACACUGUGUCUCUGAGGGUGAGCUACACUCACAGCGGCCUGGGGCUCUACUACGUCAUCAUCUGCCUGGUGACCUUCACCAUCACCAUGAUCCUCAACAUCACCCGCGUCUGCAUGGUCAGCACCCACCUGCGCAAAACCGAGCGCGCCCUCAACGACUUCUUCCGCGUGGAAGGAGCCGAGAAACUGCAGAAGGCGUUCGAAAUCGCCAAACGCAUCCCCAUCGUCACGUCCGCCAAGACUCUGGAGCUGGCCAAGGUGACGCAGUUUAAGACGAUGGAGUUUGCCAGGCAUAUGGAAGAUCUGGCCAGAAGCAUUCCGCUGCCCCCACUCAUCCUAAACUGCAGGACGAUAGUGGACGACGUGUUGGACCAUCCGGCAGAGGGUGGGGGUCAGGCGGCCAUUGAAGAGAACUUGGCAUCAGUUCAGCAGAGUGAAUCAGCGGAGAGAGAGUCACUCUGUAAGGCCAGCCUGGAUGUUAAAGUUUCUGUCCACCAUUUAUCAGACACUGACCAUCCCACUGGACACAGUGAAGAGACUGAAGUUACAGUGCCUAUGCUCUAGAUUAGCGUAGAUAAAGCUAACGUUUACCAUGGCUAUAGCUAAUUACAGGAACAGUUCAGUCAAAAAAGCUAACGCUGAUAACAAUAAAUGAAAACAAACAGCCACCUGUUAGCGUGACGCAUGAUGACAACAUGCUAAUUGGCGGCUACUGACUUCCAUUCACUGUUAGCCACAUUAGCCUAUUUGGUUCAGCUGCUCCUUUUAAUGAUUUAGUCCCUACUUGAAAUGUUGUUUCCUGGUUUGAACUUGAUCACUGUUGAAUAUGGUAAAUGUUCAAGUAACAAGUAAUCAAAUUUAAGUAUUUAUGAGUAAUUAAAUCGUAACAGGUAAUAGGAUGUGUAGCUGAACAGCUGAACAUCAGUUGUAAAUGAAGUGGGUGUAAACCAGGGGUCUCAGCUUCAUACGACCCAUCAUGUAUUUACAAUUUAUCCUUAUUUCCAGCUUGCAAAUCUUUUUUUUUAUUUUCUGCAUAUAAAUAUUUUCAUCUGGUGGGUAGAUUAGCUUCACUGAUAAGACACUGUGUGUGAAUACCCAACAUAAGGUCUAUAAAAUCAGCUCAGACUGAUGAUUACGAUAUUAAAAGCAGACUGAGCAUGUGCGAAAACAGACAGCAGUACGAGGCGCAGCAAAACACUUUAGGAGCGACGCUGAAACCAAAUACAUGCUUGACGAAAUGAAGGACUUAAAUAUUCUUCAUCUUCUAGAUGAUGUCUGUUCAUAUUUUCAGGUAAAAGUGGCGCGAUGAUUUUUUUUUUUUUUUAAAGCCACAGCAUGAAGCUUGACUUUUACGUUGUGUUUGUGUCUCGUCUUCUGUGAGUUUAUUGGCUGGUUGUAAAGCAGAAAUCUGAUUACUGUCUGACUCAUGUAGACCUGGAGUUUCCCCAUUAUCUGAUUACUCAAGUGCAUGUAAAUGUGUUGAUCAGAUUACUGACAAAAUCUGAUUUUCUGCAGUUAUCGGAUUAUUAAGUGCAUUAAAAUGCACUCACUAACCUCACUCGCAUCUAGCGGGAACACCAGUGGUUCCAAAAUAAGAGUCCCUUAUAAUUUGACUGUUAAAUGUAAGCUUUCCUGAUUUAAUUGAACAGUAAAAUAGUUAAAACUCUAUGUACUGCUAAUCCUACUAUUACUAAUAAUAGUAAUGAUAAAGUAUCAUUACUCUUAUUAUUAUUAUUAUUAUUAUCAUUAAUUAUUAUUAUUGGAAGUGGUACUAAUAGUAGUAGCAGCUGUGGUCUGAGGUGACAGAAGAAUCGCUAAUAAACACUGACUAAGAUGCAUUUAAAUAAGUGCAUCUUUUAUAUAGUUAAAAUUCAUACAUGAAAAAAUGUGGGGCACAUGUAAAGACCACCUGGCUAGUGGCCCCCAGGUAAUUUGAGAUUGAGACCCCUGGUUGAAGCUGUUCAUGACCUUUGACCUGCCUGAAUGACAUGUCCAAGGUUUUACUGAUUACUGAUUGUUUAUUGUUUGUUUUUCUCUGUUGCUAAAAAUGUCCUUCUCUUUUUUUGCCUGUUAAAACACUGGGAUGUCAAUCCUACAAGAUAUAAUUGCUAUGAUUUGAUGAUUAAAGUGAUUUGGUUGUGUGUAAAAAUCAAAAACCCAAACUGAGCAGUGUUUCCUCUGUACACACAGGAAGUACUGCAGUAACUUGAAGUGACAGAUGCAGUAAUGCAGGGUCUCCACUAGAUGGCAGAUGUUCUAAUAAUAGUCUGGUGGAAGUGCUGCGUUAAACAGAUGUCAAGUUUUGUGGCCUGAACAGUGCAGUGAAAUUAUUACUUGCAUCGUUUCCCCGGAGAAUAAACACAUUAACAAUAACAAUAAAUAAUAACACCAUACAGCAUUCAGACCCCACAGGAGACAGUCAGUACCGAAGUGCUUAUAGGAGAGGCUGUUUGCUCAGCAAACAUUUGAGCCACAGGGGAAAACCGGGUACAUCUAAGUACACUAGUCAGGGCACACUAGCAGGCUCCUCUUAUCCCAGUCGGACGGAUCCACUGACGAAGGGAGGGGGGUCCAAUCUCAUGCGGGUCUUGUAAAGAAGGAAAUAUGUUAGAGGGAUCGAGAUCUUUAUAAGUAAUGUUUGUAUAUACUUAUCGUUAAGACUGUCAUGGGUUGCAACCAGGUGUAUGUUGUCACUGUAUAGUAUGUGCUGUGUGUGUUUUAGUUAUGCACCCCAGGGUUGGGGUUUGGUGUAGGCUGGGGCAGAGCUUAGAGUACAAGAGCUCCGGGUCAGCCAUUCAGAGAGAAGUCUCACCUGUACUCACUUUUAGCCGCCCGUGUAGCUCGAGUCAGCGUGAGUCAGCCUCGCAGCUGUUACUCAAACUCCCUUGUAAAUAGUGUAUAUUUUAUUGCGUUUUCUUUCCCUUUGUUCAGUGUUUUGUUUAUUUGUUUAUGUCCUCUUGUUUAAUAAAAUCACGUCUUGCA